Messenger RNA from Thecamonas trahens ATCC 50062, 1588 nucleotides. RefSeq lists its product as uncharacterized. The coding region runs from base 71 to 1564 and encodes 497 amino acids. The record is from RefSeq and is a predicted model, not a curated record. NCBI's taxonomy places the organism in Eukaryota, Apusomonadida, Apusomonadidae. The transcript has 2 exons.
CGGUAGAGUGGCAAAGCUCACGGCAUGUCACAGGAGAAUGAGCUGACUGUCACACCUACAAGAAGUGGGUAUGAGACCCACAUGCGUCUGCGUGGCCCAGCCGAGCCGUCAGCUGUCUCCGGGCGUGGCCUCCCACCGCGACCUGGCGCAGACGAGGGCCGAGGCCACCGAGCCGGACGCAGCAGCGGAGGUGGCGGAAGCGGCCUCGGGUGCUGGCGAGUCGGCGAGCUCGGGCUUGGCCGAGCAAAGACGGCAUGGCAGCAGUGGGGCCCGGAGUGCAUCAGCCGAUGCGCGUAUUUUGCGGUCGUAUCAGAUGCACUGGAAGCUGGACAGCAAGACCAGUGUGUACGUGCCGAUGGAGACGACGGUGUAUGAUGACCAAGCCGAGGAGAUGUUCGUGGUAAGCAAUCCGGCGUCGGCGACGGCGACCACCCGGUCCAACUCACGGUCGCGGCGUGGCGAACGGCGGGUGCGAUCGAGCUCGGCGGCGUCAGAUGACGGCGGCACAAGCUGUGGCAGCAGGGACGAGGACGCGCUGAGCGGGUCUCGUUCGCUGUCGCAGCAGCGUCGGGCAGCGGCGUCGCCGUACGACCGAUCGCGCUCAGGCUCGCGACGGCGGUCUUCGCACGACUUUGACGACGAUGACCAAAUGCUGGCUGCGGUGGAUGUAGCCCCGCCACCGUCUGCCGCGCCACCCGAUGUGUGGAGCUACCGCUCGCAAAGCGCUGGUGCGAGCACCUCGCCUGCCCCACGCGGCUCAAGCUCGCCACGGGCCGAGUUAUCGGCGGAAACCGGACGCAGCACGGGAAUCCCUGCCUUGGAACCGUCCGAGGUCGCUGGCCUGUCGGACCGAAUGGCCGACUUUGGCCUUGCACAGGCCCAGGCUCAGGCCCAGGCUCAGGCCCAGGCCCAGGCCCAGGCCCAGGCCCAGGCCCAGAUGCACAUGCGCAUGCACAUGCACAUGCACAACUUCUUAAUGCUUUGUGCUAUGAGGAGCAGCAUGCAAGGCGGUAUGCCGGGCAGCAUGCCAGGGACCAUGCCCGGGACCAUGCCCGGGGCCAUGCCCGGGACCAUGCCCGGGACCAUGCCAGGGACCAUGCCCGGGACCAUGCCAGGGACCAUGCCCGGGACCAUGCCAAGGAGCAUGCCCGGGACCAUGCCAAGGAGCAUGCCAGGGAGCAUGCCAGGGAGCAUGCCAGGGAGCAUGCCAGGGAGCAUGCCAGGGAGCAUGCCAGGGAGCAUGCCAGGGAGCAUGCCAGGGAGCAUGCCAGGGAGCAUGCCAGGGAGCAUGCCAGGUGGGAACCAGGGGUGUGUGAGCAACCCACUGAUGCAAGGCUUGCACUCCAACAACGACGUUGCGGACUUUCUCAUGAUGGGUGAUCCUGGAACGGCGGCGAGCACGAUGGCGACGGACGCGGGUGUAGGCGAGCAGCGGCCGCCAAUGCCUCCGCAUGACGCGCCACCAGCGACUUCCGAGAACCUCGCGUCGCCGCCACAUGACGAGAUAUCUGCUGCAAUUGUGAUGCAGAGCUUAGGCGAUGGCGAGAAGAAGGAGGGUGGGUAAUUGGACGGGUAAAACACGAUUUGG